UGGAAGCUCUUAUUAAGCUCAACCUUUCUUUGACAAGCAGCUUUGAAAACUGAUCAGUAACUCCUCUGCUUAUAGCAUUGUCACUUAUAAAGACGGUUUUCAGAUAUUGUAUUCUUAAUGGGUAGCAAGAAAAGAAGUACUAAAUCUGAGGUGGAAGUUCUUGAGGGUCAAACUGAUUUAGCUAUGGAUGAUACUGUUUCCGUGUCUUCCGGUAAGAAAAUUAAGAUGGGUAACAGAAAAGAUGCCGAGAUGGGGGACGGGGUUGCUUCAUCAUCUUCUGUUGCUGAUUCCAUUAAACCGAUGGAGAGGAAAAAGAAGAGGAAACAGAUAGACAAGGAGAGGCGGCGUUCCAUUUUAGAAACUGAGGAACCUCAGCCAAAACAACUGAUUGUUGAAUCGAAAGGAAAUGAUGCCCCGGAACCUGUGGCCUCUUCAUCUACUAGUAUUUUGCCUGAGUUUCAUAUCAGUGUUUUUAAGGACUUGGCCUCGGCAGAUUCUUCAGUGAGAGAAGCAGCAGUGGAAACAAUGGUGACAGAGUUGCAGGAGGUUCAGAAGGCAUAUGAUAGGCUUGAGAAUAAGGACUUGGUUGAGGGUGGUUUGAAACUGGAAGCUCAAAAGGAUGAUGGCUUGGAUAACUGUGCAUCGUCUUUGCGAUAUGCUGUGCGGAGGUUGAUACGCGGUGUUUCUUCGUCAAGAGAGUGUGUACGACAAGGUUUUGCUUUGGGUUUGACUGCUUUGGUGGCCACAAUUCCUAGCAUCAAAGUGGACUCCUUGUUGAAACUUAUAGUUAAUUUGUUGGAGGUCUCGUCAUCGAUUAAGGGUCAGGAAGUAAGAGAUUGCCUUCUGGGUCGCUUAUUUGCAUAUGGUGCUAUUUCCCGAUCUGACAGACUCACUAAAGAGUGGUUUUCUAAUAAAGAUACUCAUAUCAUCAAGGAAUUUAUGAGUGCCCUUGUCUCCCUUGCUUCCAAAAAACGAUAUUUGCAGGAGGCUUCAGUUUCCAUCAUUUUAGAAAUUGUUGAAAAGCUACCUGCUGAAGCAUUGUUGGGUCAUAUUCUUGAAGCUUCUGGAGUUCCUCAGUGGUUUGAAGAAGCUGUUGAUGUAGGAAAUCCUGAUGCUUUGCUGUUAGCUUUAAAAAUUAAUGAAAAAACACCCAUUGACAGCAAAUUCAGCAAACUUUUGCCACAUCCAUUCAGCCCAAGCAAACUUUUCUCUGCUGAUUAUUUAUCCUCUAUUACUAACUGCUUGAAGGAAUCCACAUUUUGUCAACCUCGGGUCCAUAGUUUGUGGCCUGUUCUGGUAAAUUUACUCCUUCCUGAUACUGUUCUUCAGGCUGAAGAUGCAGCAUCUGCUUCUAAUUCCUUAAAAAAACACAAAAAGGGUCGCAAGUCUAGCUCUUCUGAAGAAGAAAUUGCAAAUAAUGUGCAAUCGUUCUGUGACGUAGUUAUUGGUAGGUCCCUCCUCCUGUCAUCUCAUGAUCGUAAACACUUGGCGUUUGAUAUUCUGCUUCUUCUCCUGCCUAGAUUACCAUCUUCUUUUAUACCAAUUGUUGUCUCCUCCAAAGUUGUUCAGUGCUUGAUGGAUAUACUUUCCACAAAAGAUUCCUGGCUGUAUAAAGUUGGUUUGCAUUUUCUUAAAGAAUUAUUAGAGUGGGUUAGGAAUGACGAUGUCAGACGAGUGGCUGUUAUUGUUGCCUUUCAGAAGCACAGCAGUGGAAAAUUUGAUUGCAUUACAAAGACAAAAACGGUCAAAGAUUCGAUGGCCGAGUUCAAAACAGAGACUGGUUGCAUGCUGUUUGUUCAGAACUUAGUUAACUUGUUUUUGGAUGAAGGUCAUGCUUCUGAGGAACCUUCAGAUCAGAGUCAGACAACAGAUGAUAAUUCGGAGAUAGGCUCAAUUGAGGACAAGGAUUCUGUUGGAAUUUUGGGGAAUGCUGAUUUUCUGAAAGGCUGGGUCAUAGAAUCACUUCCCAGUGUUCUGAAGCAUUUAAAGUUGGACCCUGAAGCAAAAUUCCGAGUGCAAAGGGAAAUAUUGAAGUUUCUAUCUGUUCAAGGUCUAUUCUCUGCAUCUCUUGGUAAUGAAGUUACUUCAUUUGAAUUACAGGAGAAAUUUAGAUGGCCGAAAGCAAUCACCUCAACAGCCCUUUGCAAAAUGUGCAUCAAACAACUUCAAUCACUGCUGGCAAGUGCUCAAAAGGUUGAAGAGCCACGAUAUUUGGCUAAUGCACUUGAGCCAAAUGACCUUGGUUCCUACUUCAUGCGGUUCUUUAGCACAUUACGCAACAUUCCAUCAGUUUCUUUAUUUCGAAAUUUGAGGGACGAGGACAAACAGUCGGUCACAAAAUUGCUAGAAAUGGAGAGUAAACUUUAUAAAGAGGAAAGGAACUGCAGGCUCAGCAAUGAUGCAAAUAAAUUGCAUGCGUUGAGGUACUUGCUCAUCCUAUUGCUACUCCAAGUGCUCCUCCGACCUGGGGAAUUCUGCGAUGCAGCCUCUGAGCUUAUUGUAUGUUGUAAGAAAGCUUUUGCAGCUUCUGAAGAUCUUGAUUCAUCUGGAGAAGAUGAAUCAUGGGGUGACGCAGCACCAGAAUUGAUGGAUGUUCUUGUGGAUACUUUACUUUCCUUGUUGCCACAAUCAUCGGCUCCUAUUUGUUCUGCUAUUGAGCAGGUUUUCAGAUAUUUCUGUGGUGAUGUUACUGAUGACGGACUGCUGAGGAUGUUGCGGAUAAUUAAGAAAGACCUGAAACCUGCUAGACAUCAGGAAGCAGGCAGUGAAGAUGACGACGACGACCUUCUUGGUAUUGAAGAAGAUGAAGAUAUAGAUGAAGCUGAGACUGGUGAAACAGCUGACAGUGACGAACAAUCAGAAGACUCCGAGACAGUAAUUGGUGGUGAGGGGGAUGAUAAAGAUCUUCCUGAAGAAUCUGAUGAGUCUGAUGGAGGAAUGGAUGAUGAUGCUAUGUUCCGCAUGGACACUUACCUUGCGCAGAUCUUUAAAGAGAAAAGGAAUCAGGCAGGUGGUGAAACUGCUCAGUCUCAACUUGUCCUGUUCAAACUAAGAGUUCUUUCACUUCUGGAAAUUUACUUGCAUGAAAAUCGAGGUAAGCCCCAGGUCCUGACAGUAUACUCGCACUUGGCUCAGGCAUUUGUUAAUCCACAUACAGAAGGCAGUGAACAACUCGGACAGCGUAUAUGGGGAAUUAUUCAAAGGAAGGUAUUCAAAGAAAAGAAAUUGCCCAAGGAUGAAUCGAUGCUGCUGUCUACUCUUGAAUCUCUGUUGGAGAAAAACUUGAAGCUGGCAUCAAAGCCAUUCAAGAGAAAGAAAUCCGCAAGCACCCUAUCGAAGAAGAAGCUGACAGCCUCUUUGAACAGAUACAAAAUGGUUGUUUCGCUUGCUCAGAAUUCAACAUACUGGAUAUUGAAGAUCAUUGAAGCAAGAAAUUUCUCAGAUGCCGAGUUACAGGGGGUUUUUGAUCUCUUACGGAUUAUUCUAGAGGGCUACUUUGACAGUAAAAAGUCUCAAAUAAAAUCUGGGUUGAAAGAAAUAUUUAAAAGAAACCGUAGGAUUGGUCAUCAACUCUUCGGCUUCCUGUUAGAAAACUGUGGCAACGCGAAGUCAGACUUUCGACGGGUUGAGGCUCUUGAUUUGGUGAUUGAAGUAUUGAAGUCGCAGGUUCCCAUGAAUUCUGACGAAAGCAACCGGGAGGCAGCAAAGAAAUUUCUGAAAAGCCAUCUGCAAAGUCUUGGUCGACUUAUAGAGACCUUGGUGAAAAAAAUGCCUGAAAAGAAGUCCAGAAAAACUGAAGUCCAUAAAUGUUGUGAUAAGAUCUUCCAGAUGAUAACAUCACUAGACCUAACCAAGGCUUUUCUGAAAUGUUUGGGACCCGACACCCUUUCUGCUUGCGAGUCUCAACUCGGUCCUGUUUUUUCUGAAGUUGAAGAAUAUUAAAUGAUAGCCGACUAUCUGAUAACCGAUAUUUGUGGAAACAACUUGCCCAGGAAACCUGAAUUUGGCACUGCCUUUCCUAUGGUGCUUGUUCUCACAGAAGCCAACUAUUGUCACUGCAACCACCGGUAUGGCUUGAAAAGGGUAUCUUUUGAUCGUUGUUGAAGCCUUCCAGAGGUGAGAUUCUAAAAUUGUCGAUUAGUUUUUGGUUCCUUUUUGCUUUUUUAUAUAAGUCAUCACAUGGUUUAUGCGUUGACAUCCAGGCUUAAUUUUACCCAAGAAACUAUUGAGGGAUUUUGUUUAGCAUUCCUUUUCUUUAUAUUAGAAGUAUUGUGAACUAUAUACGCAUGUCGGAAAUUGGGUGAUGAAAAUACGAAUACCCUACGGAUGAUACUA
Molecule: messenger RNA, 4335 nt
Organism: Hibiscus syriacus
Lineage: Eukaryota; Viridiplantae; Streptophyta; Magnoliopsida; Malvales; Malvaceae
Product: myb-binding protein 1A-like protein
Biological process (GO): regulation of DNA-templated transcription
Cellular component (GO): nucleolus
Molecular function (GO): DNA binding; transcription factor binding
Source: RefSeq, a predicted model, not a curated record